CACUUAAUUUUCCUCAUUUGCCAAGUGCAUAUUAUUUGUUGCCCUUUUGUGAGCAUCAGGUGUAUGCCUGUGCAGAGGUGGAUUCCAAAUCAUCUAUUUUCGAUAAAGUGGUGCAGGUGGACUUUUGAGGGUCCGCAUUUCUCACUGUUCACCAUUUCUCCACAUGCGGUUCGGAGCUCUGAGGAAAAGGGUUUCUGGAAGUGGAUUGUCGAGAAAUGGGUCCUGUCUUGGUGGAGCUCGCGAUUUCUGGAGCUUGAAUUGGCGAAGUGGGUUCAUCGCGAAUUGCGGGAGAAUACUCCCUUGGCGUGCGUGAGUUGGAAAAAUUGUCGUCUUUUGCAGGUGGGUUUGGUUGGAUUCAAUCGGAGGUGUGGUGGAUAGGGAUGAAGACGAGAGGAGCUAUGGGGGAGUGGAGAGUGGCACUGGUGGCACUUCUUACCGUUCUAAGGUUUGCGGAGUUGUGGCAGCAAGCGUCGGCUGAAGAUUGUUUCUGGGAUAGCAGAUGUCAGAACCUCUGGAUGGGAGGUUGUGGUAAUGGCUAUGUGGCAGUCCAAACCUCUAACGACUGCCAGGGCCUCUGUGCAGUACAGCAGUAUGAAGCGUGUCCUCUUUUCUUCACACGUUUCCAGUGUUGCAGAGAAGGUAGAGCAAGACUAAGCAGUACCUGCAGUAAGUGCCCGAAUAAAAAAGAUAUAGGUAGUGAUUGGAUCUGCUGUAGUGACUGCUCCGAGCCCUUCAUCACUGAAGCGAAGAGCAAAUUUGGCUACUGUCAGACGGAUGCUUAUCUAAGCGUCCAGCCAAAACCCCGGGAGUUAUUCAAGUGGCAUGCUCGUAGCUGGACGACUUGCUCCGGUAAAUGCAAGAAAGCCAAACGAACCAGGGAAAUCCAGUGCCUUCGGUACAUGGAGAAUGAUCCCCAUUUGGUUGAAGUUGUGGAGAAUGAUAAAUGCCCGAAUUCUGCUAAGCCUUCACACAAAGAACGAUGCAUUCCUCGUGGUUGCAAGGGUUCCAGUCAUCACAAGCGUCGAAAGCUGCCAGCCUGGGCAAUCGUGUUGAUCAGCUUGACAUGCCUCACAGUCGUCGGAGGUCUGGCUUUCGCUGGUUUCAUAAUCUACAGAAGACGAAACGAUUCUAGUAAUCAUGGGUUUGUGUAUGUCAUGCUGGAUAACUACUGAUGGCAACAAAUAACCAUCCUCUUCGUAACUUUUGAACCUCACCAUUGGUAACUGCUUCGUAUUCUAGUGCAAAUUAGUGUCAGGAGUGCUAGGGUUGGUUGUGUAUAAUUUCAGUCAACUGUAAGCGAGGAGGUUCUUCUUCCUUUCAUGAACUACCAACUUUCCUGGGAAGACUUCAAUUGCUUUGAGUUGCAAGGAGAAAGAAUGCUUCUUGGAAGUGCUCUAAUAGUGUGUAAAUUUUCCAUAAUUGGCCAAUUUUUUUAAAGGAUUUACCAUUUUAUCAAAA
This is a messenger RNA of Physcomitrium patens, 1458 nucleotides long. RefSeq lists its product as uncharacterized. NCBI's taxonomy places the organism in Eukaryota, Viridiplantae, Streptophyta, Bryopsida, Funariales, Funariaceae. The record is from RefSeq and is a predicted model, not a curated record.